AUGUAUUCUACCUCACUCCACGACAGAAAUACAAGUCUACGGAUGAAGGUAUGAUACCUAUAAAUAUAGAUCAUUUACAAUUCGGGUGAAAGAGGAUAGAAAUGUCAGUCAGUUUUAAUGGUCGCAAGCCGGACACGGUAAUUAGAAGUUUCAGUUUUGUUUCAGAUUUUUAUUUUCACUGUUAAUUUUUGCAGUUUGGUUUACAUCGACUCCCGUUGGACAUAACAAGCUUGGAAACGUUGUUAGCAAAAUGUGUAAAGACGCAGACCUACAGGGCCAAUUCAGCAAUCACAGUCUGA
Molecule: messenger RNA, 299 nt
Organism: Porites evermanni
Lineage: Eukaryota; Metazoa; Cnidaria; Anthozoa; Scleractinia; Poritidae
Source: the annotation of a GenBank genome assembly